This is a messenger RNA of Pseudo-nitzschia multistriata, 2685 nucleotides long. The record is from the annotation of a GenBank genome assembly. Lineage: Eukaryota; Bacillariophyta; Bacillariophyceae; Bacillariales; Bacillariaceae.
CGGAGUACGCUAAAGAGGAAUCCCGAGCCCCCCUGACGUUCCAAUCUCACCGAUUGCGGCUGGUAUGACGUCGAACGCGUACGUUUCGAAUAAGGAGGCGGGGGAGAUUCUGUCGAAGGAACUACUCGCCCUUACGCUGCGGGACCGCAACGAAAUCACGGAAGAGAUCCACGGGGUUUCCAGCAUGGCCGUAGAAGAAACCCCAGAGCUUCUGAUAAGAUCCCUUUCGAUGCUGGAAGAAGAACUUCAAGUGAUGCCAGAAUCCAAAAAGAAAUACUACACCAAGGCGCUGUCUCUUCCCGACUCGUACGUCCAGAAAGACCGCUUCAAGCUGCGGUUCCUCAGGACGUGUCUUUUUCGUCCGAAAGAGGCCGCAGAGAGGAUAAUCAAGCACCUGACCAACAUUGCAGAGUGUUUCGGGGAGCAGUGCCUACAGCGCCCGGUGUGCCUCGAUGAUUUUACCAAGAGCGAGCAGCGGACCAUGAAGAAGGGGGGCCUGCAGCUUCUUCCAUAUCGGGACCGGGCUGGCAGGCGAAUUUUGAUUUCCUUUCCAACAGACCAUAUCUCGGGGCUUACACCGGACGUCCGUGUAAGUUGGGUUGGGUUGGGUUGGGUUGGGUUACAAUGACAUGACUAAAGGACUCGUUAACACAUCGGAGAAAGUGAAAAGAGGAAGCUCACCAGUGUUUUCGCAUCUUUUUCUCUUUCUUGCCCAUCGUUUGUGGACGACGGGUGCUGCGAUUUCAAAUGAUCCUGAUACCUGUAUCGAAUCGCAAUGCUGUCGACCUGUGUAGGUGAAAAUUAGCUUGUACCUCACUUCCAUCGUCACGACCAACGGUCACGUCGAGGACCUGGAAACGCAGCGCAAAGGAAUUGUUGUCAUCAUGUGGUUCGAUCCAGAGUUCAAAAUGGGUGGGGGGAUGACCGGUAGCGCAGUCAAACGUCUGAAGCACCAAGCACCGGUUCGUGCCUCCGCCUUUCACAUCUGCGCACCAAAAACCCUCAAGUUUCGGUUUGGUCGGUUUUUGGUAACAAAGUCGGCUGUGUUGCCAAGGAUACGGCUGCAUCUUGGUGAGUGUCCCGUGUUAAGUAUUGAGCGAGGCAGUGUUAUGAUUUUGUUUGUCGUGCGCUUCCUUGCUGGAGAUGAACUCCAGCUACGGAGCACGACUGGGGACUUACACUGGACACUCUAAAUCGAUCCGAUUCGCACGACACAACACACUAUGCGACUCAUUGAAUUUUUUGUUCUUCGUCACUCGCCUGCUGCUGAAUUUUCCUUUUUCGGAGGGCAGGAUCGCCCAUGGAGCUACUGUAUACCCUUAAUUCUUUCGGAAUCCCAUCUCAAAACCUGCCGAUCACCAACGGUGGACAAAUCAAGACCACCUACAUAAUCCAAUGGUUCAAGACCCGAAAAAUCAUCGAGAGUGGCAACGCCGAGAGUAAAAUUGUAGUGGAGAGCCCGCAUUCGAGUGACGUUGUCUUUAAGCGGGGGGGAGGCGCGGUACACAACGCGGGGAACUCCAAAUUCCGGAGCAUCAUUCAGAAAAAGUAUGAGGAAGGGGAUUUUACGUACAAGACCCAGUCGGCGCUGGUUGAUGAACUCCAGAAAGAACUCACGCUGGGGGGCUUUCGGAUUGUCAUUUGGAACGAAAAACUUUCGCGGUUUGUUCAUAGCACCGACAAGAAGACCAUCCAAAGCAAGGUCGAGUACUCCAUCCGGUCCUUUCGGGAAAAGGAUUCUCAGUCUGUCAACCGGAGGACGGCGGAUGUGCUGCUAGAACACAACAAGACCUCGGGGGCGAUCACCCGCUCUCUCGACUUCGAUGUGUCGAGUAGCCGAAAGCGAUUCAAGUUCAUCGAUGGAAACAUGAACGCAAAUGGCAUCAACUUUUACGAUUGCGGCAGUGACAGUGACAGCGGCAGGGAAGACUUUUGCAAUUGCACGGCCCAGAAUUUAGUUAAGUUUCAUUUUGACUGAAGGAAUAAAUCGAACCAUGCGUUGCCUGUGAUGUGCCAAACCGCUUUGCGUGCCUAUCGAUUGCAGCGUUUAGGAUCGGAAAAGGGCAAAUGAAUUCCGCGGUUGAGAUUGCAGACACCACUGAGCGAAUUUUGCCUUCCAUUGCGACUGCCCUACUUUCCAUUCGAAUUGUGUGUGGUUUAGGAGAACGCGCACCCCAACAUUUUUGUCGCUGCGUUCGGAUCCUCUUGCAUCGGCAAACCGUCUUCCCUGGUAUGUGGCACGCUAGAAACGGCCAUUUGACUGCGGGGUUCACUCGAGCAACCUCGGGUUCUUUGAGGGCAUGGCGUCGUCGAAUGCCCUCAUCAUUCAUAUUAUCUAAUCAAAUCAAAAACGAUUGCAACUCUUGCGACGAAGAUUUCGGGUGGAAUCUUCUACUCGGCGGCGCGAUAACCCUUCCCCUAAUGCUUACAGCAGAAUUCGCGUUCGCCAGAUUGCCGUAUAUGCACCUCUUGCAGGCUUUUUGGCACUUUAGUUUGUCAAACUGGAGCACGCUACGCAAACUCAAAAGAAAUAAUUCACGUUGGUGCAUUAUAGUUUCGGGGGCUUCAACUUUAUUUUCCUCCUGUCAAAAAAAAAUCUUAAUAUUAUAUUUAACCUCGUGAACUAGAAGAGGCACUUUAUGGCCAGAACCAUAACUUUUGUUGGAAAGUAUAUGCUUCUAGCUG